AUGCUCGGUAUCAAUUCUCACGGAGUCAACAAUUCUUCAGGUGGGAAGUUCACGACUACUCAUGCCGGUUUUGGUACCAUCUUGCUAGGCAUCCUGCCUCACGAAAGAGAUCGAAAUCCCAAUUCUCCUUACGAACCUGAUGUAAAAUUCUCGCCAGGAGGAAAAGUGGGAGCCACGCCAACAAACCAACCCUCUCCUGCAGACGAGAUCAAUUCCGAAUACCCACCCCCAACCUCCGCAAAAUUCAAAUGGACGCCCAACCAGCGCUAUCUCCUUCGCACGCUCCUCCGUGCUCCUGUCCUCGGUGCAGCCGCAUACUCACCACCAGACCUUCUCCAAAUCCAACUCGAAAAGCUCGUAGCCAACUGCAUCAUCAACCCACUCACCGUACUCCUUGACGCCCGCAAUGGUGCCAUACUCUACAACUACGCCCUAACCCGCACGAUGCGGCUCCUCCUCUCUGAAAUCAGCCUCGUCAUCCGCUCUCUACCCGAGCUGCAAUACAUCCCCAACGUGUCCUCGCGCUUCGACCCGGGGCGACUCGAAACGCUCGUCGUCAGCAUCGCGAACAAGACAAAAGACAAUGUCAGCAGUAUGCAGACGGAGAUUGAGUAUAUUAAUGGGUGGAUUGUGAAGAGGGGCGAGGAGUUGGGGAUUGUCUGUGCGUUGAAUUAUAUGGUUGUGCAGAUGGUCAAGGGGAAGGUGGCGAUGGUGGCGAGGGAGUUGGGCGAUGGAGUGCCGUUUGUGGAGGGCGGGGAUGUGGAGGUGAAGGAGGGCGUUGCGCAGACGAAUGAGGAGGAGGAGAAGAGGUAG
Messenger RNA from Parastagonospora nodorum SN15, 813 nucleotides. RefSeq lists its product as hypothetical. The transcript has 2 exons. The record is from RefSeq and is a predicted model, not a curated record. Gene Ontology annotation, molecular function: 2-dehydropantoate 2-reductase activity; NADP binding. Lineage: Eukaryota; Fungi; Ascomycota; Dothideomycetes; Pleosporales; Phaeosphaeriaceae. Bases 1 to 813 code for a protein of 270 amino acids. Gene Ontology annotation, cellular component: cytoplasm; mitochondrion.